CUCAAUCUGAAUGCACCAACCGAACCAAGGCAGGAACUAGGCUUGCCGAGUUGGACUUCUAGCCACAUAUGGGCUGGUUGCUGUAAUGGGCCGACUGGGUGCUGCGUCGUUGGCACCGGCAGGCGGCAGCACUACAAAUUGUAUCCAGAGUUAUCUAGUGGGAAAAAACAAAACAAAAAAGUCCUUUUUUCUUUUUCUUUACAGCACAUGCGUAUUAAUUGUGACACCGCCCACCGCGUCUCCUUCAGUCCUUCUCUCGGUCCUCAAUAAAUUUCCGCCAUUUUCAUUUUUCACACCAAUGCGAUCAUCUUUAGUCUAGACCGAGUUCCGUCUCUUCUUUGACUCGCCGAUCCGAAGCAACGAUUUUAGGUAAGACCUACUGCAACUCACCUCUCCUAUCUCUUCCGCCGUGUUUCCUUUUUGCGAUCGUUUUUCUCUUUGUUCUAGCUGAAUUUUGAUCGGAUCCCCCUCUGAGCUGAUUCCAGUAUGCGAUGUACUUCCAUACCCUUUAGAUCUAGUCUGGAUACUGAUAUCCGUUUCUAUGCGUUCGUGAUUCUGUAACGUAUAUGAUGUGUGUUUGAGUGAGGCGUCUGAUUUUUUUUUUUUUUUUUGUUGAGACAUGACAGUCGAUCAGGGAGUGAUGCUUUUUUCCCUGAUUGUUGGAUAGGAUGUGGAAAUGGGGAAACUAGGAAGGGGUCUUGGGGAUAGAUGGUUUAUGUUAGGUGUUAGCGGUUGUUCUGGUGAAUGGAGGAAUGACCAUGUUUGCUGCUUGCUUUAGGAAGGUAUGUCGUCUUCCGAUAAGCCCGAGAAGGUUGACAGAGGGACCAAGGAGGAGAAGGAUGAUAAGGAGGAAGGUGGUGGAUUCAUGGACAAGGUGAAGGAUUUCAUACAGGACAUUGGGGAGAAGAUCGAGGAUGCAAUUGGGUUCGGGAAGCCAACUGCUGAUGUGACUGCGAUUCACCUGCCUUGCAUCAACCUCGACAAGGCGGAUAUAGUGGUCGAUGUGCUUAUCAAGAACCCUAACCCCGUCCCGAUCCCUUUGAUCGAUAUCAACUACUUGAUUGAGAGCGAUGGGAGGAAGCUGGUCUCGGGGUUGAUCCCCGAUGCUGGUACCAUUCAUGCUCAUGGCGAGGAGACUGUAAAGAUACCGCUCACUUUGAUCUAUGAUGACAUCAAGAGCACGUAUAACGAUAUCGAGCCUGGAAGCAUUAUCCCGUACAGAAUCAAGGUUGAUCUGCUUGUCGAUGUGCCUGUGUUUGGGAGACUGACUCUGCCACUGGAGAAAACGGGAGAGAUCCCUGUGCCAUACAAGCCUGAUGUUGAUUUGGAUAAGAUAAAAUUCGAGAGCUUUUCGUUUGAGGAGACUGUUGCUGUGCUGCAUGUGAAGAUAGAGAACUUGAAUGACUUUGACUUGGGUCUUAAUUCGCUGGACUGUGAGAUUUGGCUGUCUGAUGUCAGCAUUGGAUGUGCUGAGCUAGGAAAGUCAGCUACCAUUGCUAAGAAGGGAAUAAGUUAUGUCGAUAUUCCUAUCACCUUCAGGCCCAAGGACUUUGGCUCUGCGCUCUGGGACAUGAUCCGGGGAAAGGGUACUGGAUAUACGUUGAAAGGGAAUGUCCAUGUGGACACUCCUUUUGGGGCAAUGAAGCUGCCAAUAAGUAAAGAAGGUGGCACGACUAAGCUGAAGAAGAAGAAAGAAGAUGGUGGUGAUGAUGAUGAUGAUGAUGAGGACUAGGAAAAGACAUCGCUCGCUAGUCGCUACCGUGUGCCCGGGUGGGGAUCGAGUUGCUGUGUGGGGAUUUAGGGUUUGAAACAGAAUAAUAUAUGCGUUUUGAAUGCCAUUUCGUUUGCAAUUAGAGUGAUGGACCAUGACUGGGUUGUGUGCUUCUUAUUGUUAGUAACAUGACCACUCUUCCUACCUGUAACAUUUAUGCCUAUGGUUGAACCUUUGUACUAGCAAGUAGCGAUGUCCUUGUGAAACUUUACUCUUGUGAUCAGUUUUCUCAUCUCGUGGCACCAUUUCAAUUUGUUUUACUAUCUUUGCCAUAGUGAAUGAAGUUCAUUAAUAUUAGACUGUAAGAUCUUGAGUUAAGAUUUCUCAUUUUACAGCUGAGACAAAAAAAAAAAAAAAAAAAAAAAAAUAAUUUAUGCAGUUAAAU
Messenger RNA from Linum trigynum, 2156 nucleotides. Lineage: Eukaryota; Viridiplantae; Streptophyta; Magnoliopsida; Malpighiales; Linaceae. The record is from the annotation of a GenBank genome assembly.